AUGCAUCCCGAAUUCGCCCCUGUGUCCUUCAUCGCAGCUUUCUCUCUCCUCCUCCCCUUGCCUUGGCACUGGCGAGCGGGUAAUGUCGCUACCCUCUCUAUCAUAGGCUGGCUCUUCGUCAUCAACAUGAUCUACGCCAUCGACGCUGUUGUAUGGGCCAAUAGCGUCGACAUCGUUGCGCCUGUAUGGUGCGACAUCACGACCAAACUCAUCAUCGGCGCAAAUUUCUCUCUUCCAGCAGCAUGUCUUUGUAUUUGUAUCCAUCUCGAGCAAGUCUCUUCCGUCCGCCUCGCGCGUACAAGUCUCUCGGAUAAACGGCGACGACAAUACUUCGAGGCCCUCAUGUGCCUGGGGCUCCCUGUGAUUUUUAUGGCCCUUCACUACGUUGUCCAGGGUCAUCGAUUUGAUAUCAUCGAAAACUACGGGUGCCGCCCAACGACCUACUUCUCGAUCCCAGCUAUCUUCAUUGUCUGGCUGCCGCCUAUUCUGAUUGCUAUUGGCGCCCUUGUCUUUGCCGCCCUCGCCCUGAGGCACUUCAUGAUCCGACGACUUUCUUUCGCCUCCCAUCUCACUUCCUCUAACUCAGCUCUGACGCCUUCCCGAUACCUUCGCCUCAUGGUCAUGUCGGCGCUCGAGAUGUUCUGGUCCCUCGCUUUUACAGCCUGCAACCUUUGGUUUACCGCCGCUGCUAUACCCAUUCGUCCUUGGACAACAUGGGACGACGUCCAUUCGGACUGGCUACGCAUCGAUCUCUUCCCCGCUCGGUUCAUGCCACCGUUCAUUGAGAGCGCGUUUUACGUUCUGUGGUGGGUUGUACCCGUCUCGACAUUUCUCUUUGUUGGCUUCUUCUCCUUCGGGAAAGACGCGAUGGACGAGUAUAAGAGGUGCAUCUCGUGGUUCAAGAUACGUGUUCUUCGUCGUCCUGAAAGCAGCAAAUCGUCGAAAGGACAAUUCUUCUCUCUACCUUUCUCCAGAAAAGAACGAAGCCCCAUAUCUUCGCCUACUCUUAUUUCAUCCUCAAAUGACGGCACGGCCAUCACCAUGCUCACUUUAUCUUCGUCGAAGGACCCUCAGACUCCUUCCUCGAUAGAUAAAUCACUCUCCUUCGGCGACUCGCCUGACUGCGAUACCUUCUCCGAAGCAUCUCACUACACUUCUCCCUACGGACACGCCGGCGUGAAGGCGCUCGGAUCCGUCAGCGAACUUAUUUCGCCUGUGACACCCUCGACCGCCGCUCCUGACUACCAGGAGGUGAUGCAAAUCAGGACCGAGUUCCCGCCAACGCCAUCCCCAAUCACACCUCCCAUCUCCCACCCGCGAAUUCGCGGCCAUAUGCCAGGAAACCUGACGCCAGUCUCACCACGCCCCUUCACGUAUCCCUCCAACGACCCCACACACACCUCCUUCGAUCCCUCGAAGUUCACAAGAUAG
Molecule: messenger RNA, 1431 nt
Organism: Cyclocybe aegerita
Lineage: Eukaryota; Fungi; Basidiomycota; Agaricomycetes; Agaricales; Hemipholiotaceae
Source: the annotation of a GenBank genome assembly